Chara braunii is the source of this 265-nucleotide messenger RNA. Lineage: Eukaryota; Viridiplantae; Streptophyta; Charophyceae; Charales; Characeae. The record is from the annotation of a GenBank genome assembly.
GGAGAGCAGGAAGAAGCGGCAAAAAUGGGAAGAGAGAGCUUGAAAGAUAUGGAGGCUGACAGGGAGGUCUUGGUCACGCUCUGCAAGUCCUUUCUUAAAGGUUCGAUGGCUGAUAUUGAUGAUGAUGAUGGUGAAUCGGAUGACAUUGCUGCCUCUGACGUCGCCAAGGGCACACAAAAUGCCCACCAAACUGGAACGAUGUCUGUGUCAGCGAAUGACUCUGCGUUAUUCGAAAAGAAUGCGGCUGCUUCUGUUGUGCAAGAAG